This is a messenger RNA of Trichoplax adhaerens, 1491 nucleotides long. RefSeq lists its product as uncharacterized. The record is from RefSeq and is a predicted model, not a curated record. NCBI's taxonomy places the organism in Eukaryota, Metazoa, Placozoa, Uniplacotomia, Trichoplacea, Trichoplacidae. Gene Ontology annotation, biological process: regulation of mRNA processing; protein phosphorylation; spliceosomal complex assembly. Gene Ontology annotation, molecular function: protein kinase activity; ATP binding. The coding region runs from base 1 to 1491 and encodes 496 amino acids. The transcript has 17 exons.
AUGGUGUUAUAUGUACCAUUAGAUGGAGCAACUGCCAGUAAAAAGAAACGUGGUAAGGCGCCAAAGAAGAAUAAAACCAGUAUGAAGAAAGCAUCGAUCGGCGAUAGAGGUAGCAGUGAUUCUUGUUACGAUGAUGAUGAUCUACCAGAAGAAUCGGAAGAAGAGCAGGAAAGCCCACAAGACUACCGCAAAGGUGGUUAUCACCCUGUAAAUAUUGGUGAUGUUUUUAAUGAUAGCUACCGCGUAAUUCGUAAACUUGGCUGGGGUCAUUUCUCAACUGUGUGGUUAUGUUGGAGUUCAAAGUCUAGAAGAUACGUAGCGUUAAAAAUUGUCAAGAGUGCUUCCCAUUAUACAGAAGCGGCAAAAGACGAAAUCGAGUUGCUAGAACAGGUUCAUAUUCGUAAUCCAACUGAUCCUGGCUAUGGAUACGUUGUCCAAUUAUUAGACAAUUUCAAAGUUACUGGAGCCAAUGGAGCCAACUACAAAGGUUUACCGAUACCUAUGGUAAAGCGAAUUACGAAGCAGGUAUUGCUUGGCCUGCACUACAUGCAUACCGAAUGUAAAAUAAUACAUACAGAUAUAAAACCAGAAAAUAUUUUAGUUUGUGUAAAUGAUGAUUACAUACAAAUGUUAGUCGAUGAUGUCGAAAAGGCAUCUGCUUCGGGGAAGCUAACGUCAUCUCAAGUUAGCAAUUUGCCUAACGAUCAUUCAAGCGCUUCAACAGGUAAAAUGUCUAAAAAUAAGAAAAAGAAGCUUAAAAAGAAAUUAAAAAAAGCAGCAGAAACUGCUUCUCAAGAAGUGUCUGCAAGUGAAGAGAAACCAAGCGAAGAUAAUACAAGCGAUGUAUCAGAUGCAGGAGUAAAUGAUACGUCAGAAGGUGGGGAUAAUGCAGAACUAGCAGAAGAGAAGUGGAAGAAUAAAAAAAGUUGGGAUGACUUUGAUCCCUUUACUAUUCCGAUCAAUGUAAAAAUUGCCGACCUAGGAAAUGCGUGCUGGACUUAUCAUCAUUUUACUGAUGGCAUACAAACACGUCAGUAUCGCAGUUUAGAAGUACUAUUAGGAUCAGGUUAUGACACUCCUGCAGAUAUAUGGAGCGUUGCAUGUAUGGUUUUUGAAUUAGUAACUGGUGACUAUUUAUUUGAACCUCACUCUGGUGAAGGUUACGGCAGGGAUGAUGAUCACAUAGCACAAAUGAUUGAAUUAUUAGGAAGAGUGCCAAAACAUGUUGCACUAGGUGGCAAAUAUUCCAAAGAAUAUUUCAAUAAAAAGGGCGAGCUGAAAUACAUUCAAAAGUUAAAACCUUGGUCUUUAGUAGAUGUGCUAAGAGAAAAGUAUAAUUGGACUGAGAAAGAUGCAGAAGAUAUGAGUAGCUUUAUAGUUCCAAUGCUAGAUUAUGUUCCGGAAAAUCGUGUCACGGCAGAGGACUGUUUAAAGCAUAGAUGGUUAGAAGAUACACAGCAUAAUGGAGACGAAGUAUAUUUGGCAAAGUAG